Danaus chrysippus (African queen) is the source of this 372-nucleotide messenger RNA. NCBI's taxonomy places the organism in Eukaryota, Metazoa, Arthropoda, Insecta, Lepidoptera, Nymphalidae. The record is from the annotation of a GenBank genome assembly.
AUGUCCCGUAAAACAAUGCUGGCGUUGGCGAUCUACGGAUUUGUUGUAUUGUGCAUGCCUGCGACAUCCGCGCAAACCGUUUACGACGGUAAUGCGUUGGAUAGUCGCAGCGGCUGGGAUGCAUUGGGCGGGUUGUACGCUCUUCUAGCCCAGCAUGAUGCUCUUGAUGGACACGCGCUAGCUCGCAAGUCUGUUCGCUCUCCUUCCCGCCGCUUGCGCUUCGGACGUCGUUCGGAUCCUGAAAUGCCACCUCAGGCACCGAUUGAUGAGAUGGACGAGUUGUUCAACCUGCGUGAGACUCGCACCCCGGUUCGUCUACGUUUCGGUCGCCGCUCCGAUGAACGCGCCGUACCCCACAUCUUUCCUCAGGAG